This is a messenger RNA of Capsella rubella, 978 nucleotides long. RefSeq names its product transmembrane emp24 domain-containing protein p24delta10. The coding region runs from base 66 to 713 and encodes 215 amino acids. Gene Ontology annotation, biological process: endoplasmic reticulum to Golgi vesicle-mediated transport; intracellular protein transport; Golgi organization. The transcript has 4 exons. The record is from RefSeq and is a predicted model, not a curated record. NCBI's taxonomy places the organism in Eukaryota, Viridiplantae, Streptophyta, Magnoliopsida, Brassicales, Brassicaceae. Gene Ontology annotation, cellular component: COPII-coated ER to Golgi transport vesicle; Golgi apparatus; endoplasmic reticulum.
GGAAGAAGAAGAAAAAAGGAAAACGAAGAGAGAGAGAUUCGAAAAUUCUCUGUGAAUUUUUCAAAAUGUUUAUCAAUUCUCAAAAGCUAUGGACGACGACCCUUGUAAUUUUAGCGAUUUGGUCACCAAUUUCACAGUCGCUUCACUUCGAUCUACACUCAGGUCGAACAAAAUGUAUCGCCGAAGACAUCAAAAGCAAUUCAAUGACUGUUGGUAAAUACAGCAUCGAUAACCCUCACGAAGGCCAAGCUUUACCACAAUCUCACAAGAUCUCAGUAAAGGUGACGUCAAACGCCGGGAACAAUUACCAUCACGCUGAACAAGUUGAUUCGGGGCAAUUCGCGUUCUCUGCAGUGGAAGCAGGUGAUUACAUGGCUUGCUUCACUGCUGUUGAUCAUAAGCCUGAGCUGGCCUUGAGUAUUGAUUUUGAGUGGAAGACUGGUGUUCAAUCUAAGAGCUGGGCUAAGGUUGCUAAGAAGAGCCAAGUAGAAGUUAUGGAAUUUGAAGUAAAGAGUCUUCUUGAUACAGUUAACUCGAUUCAUGAAGAGAUGUAUUAUCUUAGAGAUAGGGAAGAAGAGAUGCAAGACUUGAACAGGUCCACUCAUACGAAAAUGGCAUGGUUGAGUGUGCUUUCGUUUUUCGUAUGCAUAGGAGUGGCAGGGAUGCAGUUUUUGCACUUGAAGACGUUUUUCGAGAAGAAGAAGGUUAUCUAAAAGGUUUAUGUUCUCUCUGUUUUCUCAGCCCAAACAAAACAGUCUUUGUCUUCUUUUGGGUGUUGUAAAUUAGAUCAAUGGCUGCUACCAAUGUUAUGUGAGACUUGGAAAAUUUGAUUUAUGUGGGCAUUAUUUGCUUUUUCCAAGACAAGUUUAGUUUGUUGUUUAGAUUUGUUGGUCCUUUAGGAUACUUUGAUGGUUUAAAAUCAAAUAAACUGUGUUUGUCUGAGGUUUUAGCUUAUCUCAAUCAGAGCCAAUUCUUGGA